UUCCUGUAGUGUGAAAGAAUAGUGUCUCCCUGAUCGAGAGAAGAUAUUAUCCAAAGAUAAGUGAUGAGUAUGGGCAAUAGAAGAGAAUCCUGAAGACAGCAGUGUCCUACCUAAUCAUCAGUCUAGGGUCAGAAAAAGCCCUCUCCAUGUCUACUCACGAUACAUCCCUGAGAACCACUGAGGAAGUGGCUUUUCAGAUCCUCUUGCUUUGCCAGUUUGGGGUUGGGACUUUUGCCAAUGUAUUUCUCUUUGUCUAUAAUUUCUCUCCAAUCUCGACUGGUUCUAAACAGAGGCCCAGACAAGUGAUUUUAAGACACAUGGCUGUGGCCAAUGCCUUAACUCUCUUCCUCACUAUAUUUCCAAACAACAUGAUGACUUUUGCUCCAAUUAUUCCUCAAACUGACCUCAAAUGUAAAUUAGAAUUCUUCACUCGCCUCGUUGCAAGAAGCACAAACUUGUGUUCAACUUGUGUUCUGAGUAUCCAUCAGUUUGUCACACUUGUUCCUGUUAAUUCAGGUAAAGGAAUACUCAGAGCAAGUGUCACAAACAUGGCAAGUUAUUCUUGUUACAGUUGUUGGUUCUUCAGUGUCUUAAAUAACAUCUACAUUCCAAUUAAGGUCACUGGUCCACAGAUAACAGACAAUAACAAUAACUCUAAAAGCAAGUUGUUCUGUUCCACUUCUGAAUUCAGUGUAGGCAUUGUCUUCUUGAGGUUCGCCCAUGAUGCCACAUUCAUGAGCAUCAUGGUCUGGACCAGUGUCUCAAUGGUACUUCUCCUCCAUAGACAUUGUCAGAGAAUGCAGCAUAUAUUCACUUUCAAUCAGGACCCCAGGGGCCAAGCAGAGACCACAGCAACCCAUACUAUCCUGAUGCUGGUAGUCACAUUUGUUGGCUUUUAUCUUCUAAGCCUUAUUUGUAUCAUCUUUUACACCUAUUUUAUAUAUUCUCAUCAUUUUCUGAGGCAUUGCAAUGACAUUUUGGUUUCAGGUUUCCCUACAAUUUCUCCUUUACUGUUGAUCUUCAGAGACCCUAAGGGUCCUUGUUCUGUGUUCGUCAACUGUUGAAAGCCAGAGUCACUAAAAAUGCCAAACACUGAAGACAGCUUUGCUAAUACCAUUAAAUAGUUUAUUCCAUAAAUAUGUUUUUAAAAGCUUGUAUGAACAAGGUAUGGUGCUCACUGCUAUACUUAUAAAAGAGUAAGGUUAUAAUCACUUGUUGAUAUGAAAAGAUUUCUUGUUGGAAUCUGAGAUUGAAACAGUGAGUUAUUCACCACACUCCA
Messenger RNA from Mus caroli (Ryukyu mouse), 1279 nucleotides. The record is from RefSeq and is a predicted model, not a curated record. Lineage: Eukaryota; Metazoa; Chordata; Mammalia; Rodentia; Muridae.